This is a messenger RNA of Ostrinia nubilalis (European corn borer), 1324 nucleotides long. Its product is annotated as DNA-binding protein D-ETS-6-like. The record is from RefSeq and is a predicted model, not a curated record. Lineage: Eukaryota; Metazoa; Arthropoda; Insecta; Lepidoptera; Crambidae. Bases 1 to 945 code for a protein of 314 amino acids. Gene Ontology annotation, cellular component: nucleus. Gene Ontology annotation, biological process: regulation of transcription by RNA polymerase II; cell differentiation. Gene Ontology annotation, molecular function: sequence-specific DNA binding; DNA-binding transcription factor activity, RNA polymerase II-specific. The transcript has 6 exons.
AUGGGAGGGCGCGUCGCGAGGCCUAGUACCGAGUGGUGCGUGGUGCGAAUUGGAGCUAGUGGUGGAGGAGUGGUGGUGUGCACCCUGGCGCCGCACGAGCACCGCGAUGCCUGCAUGGAGGCGCCCGCGCCCGACUCCGGCGCCGACUCCGACUCGGGCGAUGACGCCGUGCCCUCUGAUCCAGAGAAAUGGGAACAAAAGGACGUGCGCCGCUGGAUGCGCUGGGCGGCGCGCACCUUUCGGGUGCGGGCUCCGCGCAAGCACCUGCUCCCGUGCAGCGGCGCAGCGCUGCUGGCGCUCUCGCUUGAGCGCUGGGUCCAGGUGUGCGACGGCGAGGAGCAGCCGGCGCGCAUCUUCCACGCGUUCCUGGCGCACGCGCAGGCCGGCGCGCGCGGGCAGCCGCCGCCGCCGCCGCUGCCCGAGCUGCAGGCCGCGCCGGCGCCGCCCCACCAGCCUCAAGCCGAUAACUACCCGUACGCGGCGCUGAGCGGCUGCGCGCGCGCCGCCGGCGGCCAGGUGCAGCUGUGGCAGUUCCUGCUGGAGGAGCUGGCGGCCGGCGCGCCCGGCAUCUGCUGGGAGGGCCCGCCCGGGGAGGGCGAGUUCCGGCUGUCGGACCCGGACGAGGUGGCGCGGCGCUGGGGCCGCCGCAAGCAGAAGCCCAACAUGAACUACGACAAGCUCUCACGCGCGCUGCGCUACUACUACGACAAGAACAUCAUGACCAAGGUUCACGGCAAGCGAUACGCUUACCGCUUCAGCUGGCGAGGACUGGCGGCCGCGUGCCAGGCGCAGGCGCCCGACGCGCCGCCCUACUGGCACUACCUGUCGCCCGCCGGGGGCCACGCGGCCCACGCGCCACAGGGGCCCCUCGGCAGCCCCCAGGGACCAUCUCAAGGACCCCAGCAAAGGCUGCACGAGCAGCCUCACCCUUCACACGCACAGUGAAACACAAAUUAAGAUAACCUGUUAAUUUCGUAUUCUAUUACAUCUGUUAUGCCUCCACUAAAUCCUAAUAGUUAAAGGCUUGUCUUAUCUACUCGUGUUUGCACACAUUGUGCUAAAAAUAAUGUAUAAUAGUUAAACAAAAUAGUAUUUAGUGACUAACAAUGCUUUAGUAUCGGUAGGUAGGGGAAGUAAUGGAAGAAUAAAGAACUUGGUUUCAAUAAAUUAAAUGCUAAGUCGUUUUAGAAAUGUUCACGUCAUCUCCGUUUUUCCUAAUGUUCCUCUUGUAAUACCUACUAGUAUUUAAGUUAUUUUCUAAGAAAAAGUAAUUUUAAAGUUCAUGCUCCUAUUGAUUGUUGAAGGUUGUUGCAGAUGAUGCAGG